CUUCUUCGAAAUCGGCGGCAAAAUCUGUGAGCUCAAUGACGGAGAAACGAGAGUUCCCGGCGUUUCCAUACAAGCCGUACUCGAUCCAAAUCGAUUUCAUGAAUGCGCUCUAUCAGUUUCUCGACAAAGGAGGCGUCUCCAUGCUCGAAAGCCCUACCGGGACUGGAAAAUCUCUAAGCAUUAUCUGCAGUGCUCUCCAGUGGCUGAUUGACCGCAAGGAGAAACGAAACUCAGAAUCCCACAAGGUUGAUGGAAACGAUGAUGAGGACGAGCCCGAUUGGAUGCGAACUUUUACUCCCAACGAAGAAGAUAGAGCCAGUGAUGACAACAAGACCAUCAAAUCCCCAUUUCCGCUCAGGAAGGAAAGACUUCCCCAAGUUUUCUCCAACCCCACGGAAGGUGACGAGGCUGACCUUAACGAUCAAGAAUUUUUGCUGGAAGAAUACGAAAGCCAAGAUGAAUCAUCCCCGGGCGGAGGCAACUCUAAGAGAAAACCUGCCCGAGGUUUUGACAGUUCAUCAUCAGAGGAUGAGAAUCACUGCUCCGAUGACGAACAAGGCUUCAAGGUUUUCUUUUGCAGCCGCACACAUUCACAGCUUUCCCAGUUUGUCAAGGAGUUGAGGAAGACUGUGUUUGCCUCAAAACUCAAUGUUGUCUGUCUCGGCUCCCGAAAGAACUUGUGCAUUAACGAAGAUGUUCUUAAGCUUGGGAAUGUGACCCGAAUCAACGAGAGGUGCUUGGACUUGCAAAAGAAGAAGAAAUCUCAGGUCUCUAAAAAGAAGAAUUUAGGUGCAAAUGUAAGACUAGGACGAACCAAAGUUUCUUGCAGAUGCCCGAUGCUUAGAAAACAUAAACUACAGAGAGAAUUCAAGGCAGAGAGCUUUCAACAAGAAGCCAUGGACAUUGAGGAUCUUGUUCAGCUUGGACGACAAAUGAGAACUUGUCCAUACUACGGUUCUAGAAGAAUGGCCCCCGCAGCUGAUCUUGUUAUUCUUCCAUAUCAGUCUCUUCUAUCAAAGUCCUCACGAGAAUCUCUUGGCCUAAGCUUGAAAAAUAGUGUUGUUAUCAUAGACGAGGCUCACAAUUUGGCUGACACUCUUCUCAGUAUGCACGAUGCAAAAAUAACAGUGUCACAGUUGGAGGAUAUACAUUGCAGCAUAGAGAGUUAUCUGGGAAGAUUCCAGAAUCUCUUGGGAGCUGGAAACCGGAGAUAUAUCCAAAUUAUGUUGAUUCUUACCCGAGCUCUCCUCAAACCUCUUGCUAGUGAUUGGAAUCUGAACAGCGUAAAUGUUGGGCUUGAUACUGGAAACCCCUCGAAAAGCAAGCCUUGUGGUGCUUGUUCGAUGGCAAUAAAUGACUUUUUAUUUUCUCUGAAUAUAGACAACAUCAAUUUGGUCAAAUUACUCGCCUAUAUAAAGGAAAGCAAUAUCAUUCAUAAGGUCAGUGGAUAUGGAGAGAGAGUUGCUAUGUUGCAGAAAGAUCCAGUGGCUCAUGAGGAAAUGAGCAAGUUAACAAGUUUUAGAGCGUUUUCUGAUAUGUUGGUGGCGCUUACUAAUAACAAUGGUGACGGGCGGAUAAUAAUCUCAAGGACGAGUUCGUCUGCCUCUGGCCAACAAGGAGGGUACAUCAAAUAUGUCAUGCUCACUGGAGCGAAAUUAUUUUCGGAGGUGGUGGAUGAAGCGCAUGCUGUCAUAUUGGCCGGUGGGACUCUUCAACCUAUAGAAGAGACAAGGGAACGACUCUUUCCAUGGCUACCAUCAGAUCAGCUGCAGUUCUUCUCAUGUAGUCACAUUGUUCCUUCUGAGAGCAUAAUGCCAAUUGCAGUUUCACAUGGUCCUUCUGGUCAGUCUUUUGACUUUAGCCACAGUUCAAGAGGCUCAACAGGAAUGAUACAGGAGUUAGGACUCUUAAUGAGCAACCUGGUGGCAGUGGUUCCUGAAGGAGUUAUCGUCUUCUUCUCCUCCUUUGAGUAUGAAACACAGGUGCACACAGCGUGGAGUAACUCCGGGAUACUCAGAAGAAUAAUGAAAAAGAAGCGUGUGUUCAGAGAACCCAGAAGAAACACUGAAGUAGAAGCUGUCCUCAGAGAUUACAAGGAAGCAAUAGAAAGCGAAAAAGGGGCAAUAAUGCUAGCUGUGGUUGGUGGGAAGGUGUCAGAAGGAAUCAACUUCAGCGACAGCAUGUGUCGGUGUGUUGUGAUGGUUGGUCUGCCGUAUCCCAGCCCGUCUGACAUUGAGUUGUUAGAGAGAAUAAAGCAUAUAGAAGGUCUUGGAGAUUCAGAUUCCGUAAAACCUUCUGUGACUUUGGUUGAUGAUUCUUACUACAGUGGAGAUGUUCAAGCAGGAUUUGGCGUGUUAAAGAACUGCAAACGGAGAGGAAAAGAAUACUAUGAAAAUCUGUGUAUGAAAGCGGUUAACCAAUCAAUCGGUAGGGCAAUCAGACACGAAAAAGACUAUGCCUCCAUUUUACUGGUCGAUGCUCGAUAUUCUAAUGAUCCAUCCAAAAGAACAUCUCAUUCUCAUCCAUCCAACAAGCUCCCAAAUUGGAUCAAAGAUUGUCUUAUUUAUUCCACCAAAGGCUAUGGAGAUGUUCACAGACUGUUGCACCAAUUCUUUAAACAUAAAAAUGUUGAAAAUUCAUCCGAAACCAAUCAGCAUUAGUGACCGUGUCUAUGGGAACAUGUUGGAGGAAAUCCUUGGCACUCUUAUUUUGAGUAUCUAUCUACAAAAACCAUUAGCAAAGAAGUAUAUAACAAAAGAAUUUUCAUUUC
Messenger RNA from Arabidopsis arenosa, 2770 nucleotides. Lineage: Eukaryota; Viridiplantae; Streptophyta; Magnoliopsida; Brassicales; Brassicaceae. The record is from the annotation of a GenBank genome assembly.